Diceros bicornis minor is the source of this 924-nucleotide messenger RNA. Its product is annotated as olfactory receptor 1A1-like. Gene Ontology annotation, biological process: G protein-coupled receptor signaling pathway. The record is from RefSeq and is a predicted model, not a curated record. Gene Ontology annotation, molecular function: olfactory receptor activity; G protein-coupled receptor activity. NCBI's taxonomy places the organism in Eukaryota, Metazoa, Chordata, Mammalia, Perissodactyla, Rhinocerotidae. Gene Ontology annotation, cellular component: membrane.
AUGGGAGAAGACAACCAAACCUCUAACCUGGAUUUCUUCCUCCUGGGAGAUAGUGGUCAUCAGGAACAAGAAACGUUCUUCUUCAUCUUCUUCCUGUUCAUUUAUCCCAUCAUAUUGAUUGGAAACCUGCUCAUCAUCUUGGCCAUUCGCUCUAACAUUCGCCUUCACAACCCCAUGUAUUUUCUCCUUGCCAAUCUCUCCUUAGUUGACAUCUUCUUCUCCUCUGUAGCCAUUCCUAAGAUGCUGGUCAAUCAUCUCUUGGGCACCAAAGCCAUCUCCUUUGGAGGAUGCUUAACACAGAUGUAUUUUAUUAUUGGCAUGGCUAACAGCUAUAUCUUGGCAGCAAUGGCAUGCGAUCGUGCUGUGGUCAUCAGCCGCCCACUUCAUUACACAACAAUUAUGAGCUCACAAUCUCGUGUCCUGCUAAUUCUUGGGUCUUGGGUGGUUGGACGUGCCAACGCCCUCCCACACACUCUGCUGACAGCUAGUCUGUCCUUCUGUGGAAACCAGGAAGUGGCCAACUUCUACUGUGACAUUGCCUCUUUGCUCAAGCUGUCCUGUUCUGACAUCCACUUCAAUGUGAAGAUGAUGUACCUAGGAGUUGCUGUUUUCUCCAUGCCAUUACUAUGCAUUAUCAUCUCCUAUGUUCAGGUCUUUUCCACAGUCUUACGUGUUCCAUCCACCAAAGGUGUGCGCAAAACCUUCUCCACCUGUGGUUCCCACCUCACAGUUGUUUCUUUGUAUUAUGGGACAGUCAUGGGCAUGUAUUUCCGCCCUUUAACUAGUUAUAGCCUAAAGGAUGCUGUGAUAACUGUGAUGUACAUUGCAGUGACCCCAAUGUUAAAUCCUUUCAUUUAUAGUCUGAGAAAUAGGGACAUGAAGGCUGCCCUGAGGAAACUCUUCAACAAUGGAAUAUCCUCAUAA